AUGAAGCUCUCCUCGCUUGUCGUCGUCGCGGCCCUUGCCGUCUUCGCCGUUGCCUCCCCCCAGCAGCAGCCACCGGAGCGUCCGAAUCCUUGCGAGAAGUGCGACAAACACUAUCUCGCCUGUAAGGAGUCGUGGUGGUGCUACUUCUACCCGCUAGAGUGCGAGGAGGUCUGCCAGCGCGACACCUGCCACUUCGACGAGGACUGUCACGAGAAGUGUGGCUAUAACAAGUGUUGA
This is a messenger RNA of Trematosphaeria pertusa, 237 nucleotides long. RefSeq lists its product as uncharacterized. The record is from RefSeq and is a predicted model, not a curated record. NCBI's taxonomy places the organism in Eukaryota, Fungi, Ascomycota, Dothideomycetes, Pleosporales, Trematosphaeriaceae. The transcript has 3 exons. The coding region runs from base 1 to 237 and encodes 78 amino acids.